AAUAGCUAGCUAGUGAUUGAUCGUCAUACAAAUUCGCUUUUAUCCCAUCAAACUCUCACAGCAUGAUUCUAGCUUUGUUCUGUAUAUUUAGUUUUGUUUCUGUUAGUAAAUCUGUUCAUUCUCUCGAGGGGACAACUUUCAUUUUCGGAGAUUCUCUUGUCGAUGCCGGAAACAACAACUACUUUUCGACGUUAUCCAAAGCUGAUACCCGACCAAACGGAAUCGAUUUUAAGGCUUCAGGAGGGAAACCCACUGGACGGUUCACCAACGGCAGGACCAUUGCAGACAUUGUAGCGGAAGAACUAGGACAAUCAGGCUAUGCCGUUCCGUUUUUGGCCCCAAAUACCACUGGCAACGCUUUACUGAAUGGAGUAAAUUAUGCAUCAGGAGGAGGAGGGAUACUGAAUGAAACCGGGAAGAUAUUUGUUAAUAGGCUUUCAAUGGAUAUCCAGAUUGAUUAUUUCAAUAUUACUCGGAAGCAGUUGAAUGAAUUGUUGGGUUCAUCAACUGCAAGAGAGUUUAUAACCAGAAAAUCCAUUUUCUCCAUCACAGUUGGAGCAAAUGAUUUUCUCAACAAUUAUUUUGUACCGGUUGUCUCAAUCGGUCAAAGAGUUUCUGAAAAUCCAGAUGUUUUCGUCGACCAUCUCAUUACUACUCUAAAGGGUCAGCUUACUAGACUUUACAAUCUUGAUGCUCGAAAGUUCCUAAUCGCUAAUGUAGGACCGAUUGGUUGCAUUCCAUAUCAAAAGUCACUAAACAAACUUAAAGAAGACCAGUGUGUGGAAUUUCCUAAUAAGCUAGCGCUUCAUUAUAACGCACGAUUGAAAGAUCUUCUGACAGAACUGAAUGAAAACCUGCCAGAUGCGAAAUUCGUCUUUGCAAACGUUUACGAUCUAGUAUCAGAAAUCAUCACAAAUUACAAAAAACUCGGAUUCAAAUCAGCAAGUAAAGCUUGUUGUGGAAAUGGAGGGAAAUUACAAGGAAUACUUCCAUGUGGCCCAACAUCUAGUAUGUGUGCAGAUCGAUCCAAAUACGUAUUUUGGGACAAUUAUCAUCCAAGUGAAGCUGCAAAUUUGAUAAUUGCUAAACAACUGAUUGAUGGUGAUACUCGUGUAAUAUCACCUAUAAAUCUAAGGCAACUAAAAGAUCUCUAGAGAUAAACAUUUGAUACUUCAUGAUUUUCUUGAAUUUUUUGAAAAUAUACAGUGAAAGUGUAAUCUUUAGUAUGUGUGUUUUCUUAUUCU
Papaver somniferum (opium poppy) is the source of this 1244-nucleotide messenger RNA. Its product is annotated as GDSL esterase/lipase At2g23540-like. NCBI's taxonomy places the organism in Eukaryota, Viridiplantae, Streptophyta, Magnoliopsida, Ranunculales, Papaveraceae. The transcript has 5 exons. The record is from RefSeq and is a predicted model, not a curated record. Gene Ontology annotation, molecular function: hydrolase activity, acting on ester bonds. The coding region runs from base 63 to 1154 and encodes 363 amino acids.